Messenger RNA from Colias croceus (clouded yellow), 1110 nucleotides. RefSeq names its product aquaporin-like. Gene Ontology annotation, molecular function: water channel activity. Gene Ontology annotation, biological process: transmembrane transport. NCBI's taxonomy places the organism in Eukaryota, Metazoa, Arthropoda, Insecta, Lepidoptera, Pieridae. The coding region runs from base 132 to 938 and encodes 268 amino acids. The record is from RefSeq and is a predicted model, not a curated record. Gene Ontology annotation, cellular component: plasma membrane. The transcript has a single exon.
CUUUGAUUUUCAGUUACAUUAUCCCUUACGAUCAAUAAUUCAGUAGACGGGUGCGGAGACAGACGCGCGGCGAAGUGAACCCAAGUGUUAUGUAGUGAUUCAUGAAACUAACCGUUAGCUCAGUGUAAACAAUGUCAGUGAACGCGCAACUCGUCGGAUUGACCGAGGUCGAGAUCGAAAAGAUACCAAUAAAAACUGUGCUAUGGAAAACGCUGAAUUGGAGGGCGAUAGUGGCGGAAUUUGUAGCGACGAUGAUGCUGGUAUCCCUGGGAUGUAUGACAUGUAUACCUCACGAUGGUUCCGUGCACCAACCAAUGUACGGACCGUUGGGUUUCGGUUUGAUCGUCCUUUUUAAUAUUCAAACGUUUGCCCACAUCUCUGGGGCACAUAUGAAUCCUGUUGUUACACUAGCAGCUAUGAUUUGGGGUCAGGUUUCUAUACUCUUGGGUAUAAUGUAUAUAAUCGUGCAAUGUGCUGGUGCUAUUAUUGGCUAUGGAAUACUGGUUGCUUUAUCUCCAUCAGGGUUUGUUGAAGCUGGUGUUUGUACCACAACGCCAUUACUGAAGUAUACGAUAUACCAGGCAAUUGGUAUUGAAGUAAUGUUGACAGCUGCUCUCGUGUUUAUAACAUGUGCUGUUUGGGAUCCAGUGAAUAAAGAUAACCAAGAAAGCAAUUCAGUGAAGUUUGGAUUAACCAUAGCAGGAUUAUCGUUAGCUGGUGGACCUUUAACUGGCGCUAGUAUGAACCCAGCAAGGUCGUUAGGACCUGCUUUAUGGACAUCCACUUGGAAGUCUCAUUGGAUAUACUGGCUUGGACCUUUUCUGGGAGGUAUCUUUGCGUCUGUGUUUUAUAAAUAUGUAUGGCUGAAGGUAGAUAAAAUUAAACCUGAUAUAUUAACAUGGCCGGAUAGCGGAGAAGGCUUGACGAAAAUGUUGUAAUAGAAGACUGAUUAUUUAAUAAUUUUAGUUUUAAGUUUUAUUGUGUGAUAAUAUAAAUAGUAAUAGGUACAAUAGUGAAGACUUAAACGUAGUGAUUGAGGAAAAUUGUUAUUAUUAAGGAAACUGUUUAUUAUGCGCAAAAUAAUAAUAAUUAAAGUACUUUAUUUACAUU